AAGAAGAAGUUCUUCUCCGACGGUGGACUCCCGCCUCUGAAUAAUCAGCAAGUACCAACCUCCAAAACCUUGCCAGAGAGAGAGAGAUGAGCUCGGCGGACCUGCCAACGAAAGAGGUGAACGUAUUAAAAGGGCACGAAGGAGCAGUACUUGCCGCAAGGUUCAACGCCGAUGGAAACUACUGUCUGAGCUGCGGCAAGGACCGUACAAUCCGUCUCUGGAACCCUCACCGGGGAAUUCACAUCAAGACUUACAAGUCUCAUGGUCGUGAAGUUCGAGACGUUCAUGUCACACUGGACAACUCCAAGCUUAUUUCUUGCGGCGGCGAUCGACAAGUUUUCUAUUGGGAUGUAGCCACUGGCCGUGUCAUUCGAAAGUUCCGCGGCCACGAAGGCGAGGUAAAUGCUGUGAAGUUCAAUGAAUACUCGUCCGUGGUGGUUUCGGCGGGUUAUGAUCAGUCAUUGCGUGCUUGGGACUGUAGGUCUCAUAGUACCGAGCCAAUUCAAAUUAUUGACUCAUUCUCAGAUAGUGUCAUGUCUGUUUGCUUAACUAAAACUGAAAUUAUUGGUGGGAGUGUAGACGGAACUGUCCGAACUUUUGACAUUCGCAUUGGUAGGGAAAUUUCUGAUGAUUUGGGGCAGCCUGUCAACUGUAUAUCAAUGUCAAAUGAUGGUAAUUGCUUAUUAGCGAGCUGCCUAGAUUCGAAAUUACGUCUUCUGGAUAGGUCUAGUGGUGAACUGCUACAGGAAUAUAAAGGUCAUACUUGUAAGUCAUACAAACUAGAUUGCUGCCUUACAAACACUGAUGCACAUGUAACUGGUGGAUCUGAGGAUGGUUUCAUUUACUUCUGGGAUCUGGUAGACGCAUCUGUGGUAUCAAGCUUCCGGGCUCAUUCUUCAGUGGUAAAGGCUGCAUGUUUCCAAUUCUUUCUGGCAGAUUUUGUUUUAACAAUGCAUAAUGGUCAUUGUACUUGUACCUUAUUCUUGACAAUAGUUUCUGUAGGGAAAGUGAUCAAUAAUUCUUUAGUUUAGAAAUGGAUUAAGCUUCCCAUAUGUUUCCAAGAAUGAGAGGGCCUUGUUGUAAUUAUUUAGUGUACUUUUUCCAUUUUAGAUAUCCAAUUAAGUACCUUCAUUGUAAAAUUCAUGGAGGAUGGUCCAAUUAAUUACACAUGAUCUUUUCCUCCACGUUUGAUAGUAAGUUCUUUUAUUGGUUUUACUCUCCUUAGUUUAUCAAAUUUAGAUAGCCAUGUGCUGACAAAUCACAAUUUUAAGUUCUGCACACUUAAGCUGGUCCCCCAUUCCCCCAGCCUAACAUGUAGAGUUUUGGUUUAGAGGGAUAUCCUAGAGAGCGUGGCUUUCUCUUUCAAUUAGUUUCCCUUUCAAUUAGUUUUAUAGAAACAAGCUUUUAAUAGAAUCUUGGGUAUGUUUUAUUUUGUUUUGUCUUUUCUUCAUAUUGUUUUUCUUUGGCAGGUAACAAGUGUGAGUUAUCACCCAAAGGACAGCUGCAUGAUAUCUGCCUCCGUUGACGGCACCAUUCGGGUAUGGAAGACAUGAGAUUUUAACAUUGCAGGAUUUUUUAAAAUCAAUUAUUAUUAUUAUUAUUAUUAAUUAUCAAAGAUCUUUUCGUGUUCCUUCUCAAGACUCUUGAACAAGACCCAUUUAGAAAUUUAAUUGCAUUAUCAAAAUUUCUAUUUUAAGCUUUGUAAUGAAGCAUUGAUUUGCCAGUCAAAAGAACAAAUGCUUGGUAAUUGCCAAACUUAAUGUCAUCUACUGGACUUUAUAAAUGAAAGUAACCUUUUCUUUGCUAGUCAA
This is a messenger RNA of Cannabis sativa, 1811 nucleotides long. RefSeq lists its product as uncharacterized. The record is from RefSeq and is a predicted model, not a curated record. Bases 87 to 1031 code for a protein of 314 amino acids. Gene Ontology annotation, cellular component: catalytic step 2 spliceosome. The transcript has 7 exons. Gene Ontology annotation, molecular function: protein binding. NCBI's taxonomy places the organism in Eukaryota, Viridiplantae, Streptophyta, Magnoliopsida, Rosales, Cannabaceae. Gene Ontology annotation, biological process: mRNA splicing, via spliceosome.